This is a messenger RNA of Anopheles bellator, 1111 nucleotides long. Its product is annotated as general odorant-binding protein 66-like. Lineage: Eukaryota; Metazoa; Arthropoda; Insecta; Diptera; Culicidae. The coding region runs from base 40 to 642 and encodes 200 amino acids. The transcript is spliced from 3 exons. The record is from RefSeq and is a predicted model, not a curated record.
UCGGGUCGAUCUCAGUUGCAUCGAACGGCUCGCAAAGUGAUGAACCGUAAAAUGGUGGCCCAACUGCGUGGUGUGGUGAAGUUCCUGCUCGUGGCUGGUGCGCUGCUGGUUGACUUUGGUGUCGCGGAAAAUCCCUGCUCCGGUGGACCGCCCGUCGAUACGAAACCGGCCGAAUGUUGCGCAACGCCAAUGCUGGUCGAUGGAACCAUCAUGAUGGACUGCUACCAGCAGUACAUUGAGCAAACGAAGAAACAGCUCCAGAUGGACGGCAUUCCGCGCGGAUGUUGCAUCGCCGAGUGUGCCAUGAACGCGACCAUGAUGUACGCCGACGGGAUGCUGAAGCGGGACGAUCUGUCGAAGAUGUUUAUGGACGCGGUCAAGGACAAGCCGGAGUGGAUGGCGGUGGUGCGCGAUGCCACGAACGCGUGCUUCGAGCUGGCGGAGAAGAAGAAGGACGAAAUCGAAGCCGGGGCCAAGCUGGAGCCAGCCUUCGAGGGGGAGAAAAUCUGUCACCCCGUAUCCGGUACGGUGCUACGCUGCAUGGGCAUGAUGAUGUUUGCCCAGUGCCCGCCCGCCGUUUUCAAGGAGAGCGAAAACUGCAACAAACUGCGCGAGUACGGCAGCAUGUGCCCGAUGAUUUAAGGUGCCCGUUAUUUUGUGUAAAAGCAGAGGUGAAGUUAAACACAAAAACAGCAUAGGUUGAGCAAGUGCCCGAACCUUCAGAUUAAAGUUGGUUGUUGACUUGGAUAAACAUUUUUCUCUUAGUACGGCACAGAUGGCGCUAGCAUCCGAAUGCGUGCCGCUGUAAGUAUUUGUGCCGCUGCAAACCUGCUUUGAAUUCAAACAAGGUUUUGUCUUUAUUGUUCGAUUCGAUGGCAAAAAAAACACUUUGCUCCAAUUUUUGAGGAUCGCUUAUUGAAAUUGACUUUUAACAAGCCGUAAAAUUCAUUUUAAACAACCUACCAAAACUUAUGCUUGAUCAUAAAUUGUCAAACAACUCGUUAACGAAACGGCUGAAGGAUUAAGGCUCGCGGUUAAGUGAUUGCUAUCAGUUUUCAACCAUUGAGCGAACCAAUUUGCUCCGCAAUUAAUAAAUUUCUUAAGCCAACAU